AUGGCUUCGUUUUCUGCUAAGGGCAGCGUUAGUCGCAGCAAUAAUGGCGGCUCUUCUUCGUUUCUAAAGGUUGUGGGCCAGCAAGAGGGAUCCGAAGUUCUCAAGGUCUACGAUCGCUUCCGAAACGAGACCUAUCGAAAUGUCCACUUGGUGAACUUCCAAACCAUCACCAAACAAGAGAGGAACCUACUCAUUCCACAGCUCACCUAUGAGGCAGCAGCAUAUGUAGCCACACGACAUUUAAAUGAGCGAAAUUCAUCCAUUGUUCCCGAUUUAACGGAAAGAAUGCAAGGCUGUGACAUCAAAUUCACCUAUGAAAUGACAGAGACACAAUACAACAGAAUGGUGGCCCUGGGUUCUCUCCAAAAGAUUGUCACACGACCUGAUUUGAGAGUGGGCGACUGGCAUAGGUAUCCCAGACCGGCAGCCAUUAUUGGUGGAGCCUACAGUUCCGUGUCGCUAGCUCUUGCCAAUCUAGCGGGAGUCUAUCAAAUCCCUCAAAUUUCUGGCAGUGCAUCCUCCGCAGUGCUGGAUGACAAGAAUGCAGCUCCGUAUUUUUCAAGAUCAUUUCCCACCAAUGAAGCGGAUGCAGAGGCACUAAUGAUAUAUUUCAAGUCCAUAGGUGUCACUCAUUUCGGAUGCAUUCAUGUCCGUGAUCUGUACGGUACCUCAUUUAACAGAGCAGUAUCAAUUUCUGCAGCAAAACAUGGAAUCAAAGUUUAUUCCACUGCCUUUGAAGCCAGUGAUGAUCAGUCGCUCAAAGAUGGGUUGAAGCAUCUGCAGUCCAGACAAGUUAGAUAUUUUUUCGGAAUCAUCUACCAUGAUUCAAGAGAGACAGUCUUUCGGGAGGGAUACAACCUUGGGAUCAUGGGACAUCCAGGUUUCGCCUGGAUUCUGAGUGACAGUUCAUCAAACUUGGCUUCCAAAGACUACUCUCUGGACUACAAAACAGAAUCAGAUCUGGCGAAAGCUGUUAAUGGUGUGGGGAUUUUGCUUCCGGGAAUCCAGAUUCACCCUGUUCUUCACGAUAUCCUUGAAAAAGACUUCAAAACAAAUCAAGAGCUCCAACAAGAUUUUGUGGUAGCACACCCUCCCAACCUGCUCCCGAUUUUGCAAAAUCAUAGCUUUGCCAACACCACCAUGCUUCCCUCCUUCUUUACUGGAAUGGUGUAUGAUGCUGUCAUCACCCUUGGGCUCGCAGCUUGUGGACAAACUGAGCAUUACUUCUCUCCCGACCAGUUCCUAAAAGGAAUUCGAAACCAAUCGUUUGAAGGAGCAACAGGACACGUCACCUACAAUAAUGUGACGGGGACCAGAGAUCUUUUGGGGCUACGAUUUGCCAUUACGAAUGUCAUCAUUGCAGAGGACAGCCAACAACUCACUCCAGGAAGAAUCCAGUUCAAGUCAACCACUCCGGUGGCAAUCGAGUUUCCUUCCCGGGUAGUGGACUUGGGUCAGGGACCAUUCGUUUACUCCGACAACACAACAUCAGUGCCCGAGGCACUACCACACGUGGAUAUGGAUAUGAACUUGAUCCCCCUGGGUGUUCAAGGUUUUGGUUGGGGACUCAUGGGAUUCAUCAUGGCUCUCUCUAUUGGCUGCAUUGCAUUUGCCCUCCAAUACCGCAGAAAGAGAGCAGUUUCUUCAGCCCAGCCUGCCUUCCUUGUGAUGAUUGCCAGCGGAUGCCUUGUCAUGGCAACUGCCAUUAUUCCAAUGUCCCUACAAGAGCCCAUCCCAAAUUCUGGACUGGAUAUUGCUUGCAUGUCCCAAUUGUAUCUAGUAUGCCUUGGAUUCUGCGUCUCCUUUUCAGCCUUGUUUUGCAAGCUCUACCGCAUCAACAAACUACAGCUGCGAGCAAGCCAAUUCAGAAGAGUUCAAGUGCAUGUGAAAGAUGUGGUCUAUCCACUGGUCAUCAUGGUUGGACUCAAUCUUGUUGUUCUUAUCACAUGGAGUGCUGUUGAUCCGUUGGUGUGGGAGCGAAAAAUUGAGCCCUCCAGGGAUAGAUUUGACCGUCCUACUUCGAGCUAUGCCAUCUGUACCAGCAACAGUCAAACCUUGGAGAGGUUGUUUGGGGGCUUGCUGUUUGCAAUCAACUUUGUGGCUUUGGCAUUGGCCAACUGGGAAUGUUACAAGGGAAGAAAGUUGCCUACAGAGUUCAAUGAAACCAGCAGGAUUGCCAUAUCCAUGUUUUCCCUCAGUGAAACUCUUAUCAUUGGCAGCCCAAUUUUGCUGGCAACUCAGGGCGAUCCCACCAUCACAUUUCUGGCCAAGGCUGUGUUGAUCUUUUGCACCUGCCUGGCUAUUAUGGGCCCCAUCUUCCUUCCUAUUUGGAAUUUACAAACUGGGCGUGAAUCAGUGACAAGAUGGGUUACACCUUCAAAUGCAAAUCUAUCAAGAAAUGGGACUACAAAUGUGGCUGCCUCUGUCACAGCUGAAAGAAGUCGGGCUUUGUGGAUCAACAAUUCUGACAGCACAGGACUUGGUUACCGGACCAGUUGUUUCUAG
Messenger RNA from Seminavis robusta, 2505 nucleotides. The record is from the annotation of a GenBank genome assembly. Lineage: Eukaryota; Bacillariophyta; Bacillariophyceae; Naviculales; Naviculaceae.